AAGCAAACGAUAAAUCAAGAUGCAUCAAUUCAUCCGACUGGUUUCUAUUCUGUCUGUGGCACUCCUAAGUGUCUCUGCUGGCCCCGCAGAUCAGAGUCUGUUCCGCAUGGUCAUGGCUCCCUUUACCGGAGAUGUACGCGCUCUAUCACCCGCUGGCACAACCUGUGCCAAUAACUACAACAAUGCCACUAGCAAGACUGUGGAUCAACUUACCAAUGCCACCAAUGCCUGCGAGGAGGCUGCCAAUCGCACAAUUGUGGCCAAUAAUUUGAGCAGCAACUCCUCGGUGACUACGGUCCGCAGCCAAUUACUCCAAUUGGAACAGAACUUGCAGCUAUGCAAAAACUUAACCGACUCCGCUCUCUACCUAAACUGCACUGUUGCCUAUUUUGAAAAGAAUUUGCAACUCUUGGAUAACUCCAACACGCUGGCUUACCAGAGCAUUUCGCAGUUCUCAUCCAAUAACACACUUGUGGAGGCUGAGCGGGCUAAUUGCAUCAGCGCUGCUGUCAGUCAGGCCAAAGUACAGAACAUUCAGUCGGCCAAUGAUUACGACACCUGCAUGAGCAAGGUUCCAGCCCAGAGGGAGUUCAUGGCAUCUCACCCACAGGAGUCUCAGGAGCACCACGAGCAUGAACAUGAGCCUGAGCAUAAGCAUGAGCACGAAGAAGAUUCGGAAGAAGUUCACGGAGAUGUUGAGGGAGAAGAAAACUAAACUUUCAUAUCAGUUUGAAUAAAUAUUGCA
This is a messenger RNA of Drosophila willistoni, 745 nucleotides long. RefSeq lists its product as uncharacterized. Bases 20 to 715 code for a protein of 231 amino acids. The transcript has 3 exons. NCBI's taxonomy places the organism in Eukaryota, Metazoa, Arthropoda, Insecta, Diptera, Drosophilidae. The record is from RefSeq and is a predicted model, not a curated record.